Molecule: messenger RNA, 1535 nt
Organism: Moneuplotes crassus
Lineage: Eukaryota; Ciliophora; Spirotrichea; Euplotida; Euplotidae
Source: the annotation of a GenBank genome assembly
AGGAAAAUGAGUAGGAGGGAGAAGGAGAGGAUGAGUGGAAGGAAAUGUAAGCUAAAUCCACCAAUAAAAUUACCUAAACAAGCCCACACAAGAGUUGUGUCCAUCUUCAAGAAAAUGAACCAUGAAGAAGUAGCCGAUAACUCCGAUUACGAAGAAUUUGACCAGACUUUACAGAUAUAAGAAGGAGAGAGAAACUUUUAGAGCAGCUGAAAGCAUUGAAGGUCAAUAAAAGGUCGAUCUGUGGGACUGUUUCGGGGUUUAGGAAGGUGCAUAGGGAGCAGAAAGAGAGAAUUGGGAAAGUCAACCAGAUUUAUAAGUCUCUUAUAAAAGUUUAUUCAAAGAAUGAAAGAGGGCUCUCUCGAACCAAUAGCAAAAUGAACAGCUCAUGCAGUGAUUUUGGAGGCUUUAGCAGCAAGAAUAUCUCUACAUCAAAGAAAAGGCAAAGCCAAGCAAUGGUUAAUAAAGAACUUAUCAAAGUCAGUGAUAGAGACGUUGACAGAAUUAUAUAAAGAACAUAAAGAAGAGAACUCAGAGGUACGAGCAACGGAUGAGUGUCUCCCAAUCUCACAAUGAAUUUCUUCAGUCAACUCGUGGGGAGAGAGCCAUGGAGAAGUAUAACAGCAUGAUGGAAACCUGGAGGAAAGACUCAAAAAUAAUAUCAGGAAAGAUAAACAGAGCAAUUCAAGACUCUGUAUUUGUCCGUUGAGACGGAUAUAGAAAAAGAAAAGAAAUUUUAGACAAAAUGGAUGCUGAGAAAUCUUCCUCUGAAAGGAUAGGAUCACUUUAUGCUUUCAAAAUGAUGCUCCGAAGCGAAAGGACAAAUCCAAAGCUGUUUAAAACUGCAAUGGGGACUCAGAUUAACUCUCCAGAAAGAGACAUUUCGUAUGGAAUUGAUCAAGAUCAAGAGGACUAUAAAUCAACUCUUAAAAGAAAAUCCUCGAUGGACUGACAAGUUCCUUCUAAAAAGAUUGCUAGUUUGCUUUCUGUUGAGAAUUUAAAGAAAAGGAAAAAUUCCUCUAAUGCCCCAAUGAAGAAGUUUAAAAAUACAACUUUUAGUAAAGGAAUGGAUUACCAAUUUCUUCAAGAAGUAGGCAGAUCGAGCGGAAUCUGGGUUCGGAUGAACUCUCGUGAGGAAAAUAGGCCUCUCAAAGGAACUAUUGUCAGAAAACCCCUCUCAUUCUAUGAAAGAAGCUAUGAAAAUAUGAAUACCAGAGGAUCAUCAUUACAUGAGGGUCCAGCUCAAGCCUCCAGCUUCUCAUAUAAUUCAACAGAAAGGAGUAGAACUAAUGAAUUUUCCACUAGAAGGUCUAGGAUGCGCAAUACGUCGUAUUCUGGCUUUCCAAUGUCUGCUGCAGAAGCAGAUCAGUAUGAAGGGAUUGAAGUGAUAGGAAGAAGCAAGCUUGAAGCAGAGACACUCUAUGUCAAAAGUAUCCGAGACAAAGUGCUUAUGAAAAACCAUAUCUUAAAUGAUGAUGGAGAAGGGGAGCCAACCCAUGAUGAAGAAGAGCUAUAAUUAAAACAUCAAUCUCUUGGAA